UAAGCUCAGAGCAGCAACGCCCGGAGCAGAAUUGAGCCGCAUCGCCUUCCGGAGCCUCCAGCGCCAUGUACGACCCAGAGCGCCGCUGGAGCCUGUCGUUCGCAGGCUGCGGCUUCCUAGGCUUCUACCACGUCGGGGCUACGCUAUGUCUGAGCGAGCGCGCUCCGCACAUCCUCCGCGAAGCGCGCACUUUCUUCGGCUGCUCGGCCGGUGCACUGCACGCGGUCACCUUCGUGUGCAGUCUCCCUCUCGAUCACAUCAUGGAGAUCCUCAUGGACCUCGUGCGGAAAGCCAGGAGCCGCAACAUCGGCACCCUCCACCCGUUCUUCAACAUCAACAAGUGCGUCAGAGACGGCCUUCAGGAGACCCUCCCAGACAACGUCCACCAGAUCAUUUCUGGCAAGGUUUACAUCUCACUCACCCGAGUGUCCGAUGGGGAGAACGUGCUGGUGUCUGAGUUCCAUUCCAAAGAUGAAGUGGUGGAUGCCCUGGUGUGCUCCUGCUUCAUUCCUCUCUUCUCUGGCCUAAUCCCUCCUUCCUUCCGAGGUGAGCGGUACGUGGAUGGAGGAGUGAGUGACAACGUCCCUUUGCUGGAUGCCAAAACCACCAUCACGGUGUCCCCUUUCUAUGGUGAGCAUGACAUCUGUCCCAAAGUCAAGUCCACCAACUUCCUCCAGGUGAAUAUCACCAACCUCAGUCUUCGUCUCUGCACUGGGAACCUUCAUCUUCUGACCAGAGCACUCUUCCCAUCUGAUGUGAAGGUGAUGGGAGAGCUGUGCUUUCAAGGGUACCUGGAUGCAUUCCGGUUCCUGGAAGAGAACGGCAUCUGUAAUGGGCCACAGCGCAGCCUGAGUCUGUCCUCGGAGAAGGAAAUGGCGCCAGAAACCACGAUACCCUGCUUGGAAAAUGGCCACCUUGUAGCAGGGGACAAGGUGCCAGUAAGCUGUGUAUGCCUUACAGCUGUGCCGUCGGAUGAGAGCAUCUGGGAGAUGCUGUCCCCCAAGCUCAGCACAGCUCUGACUGAAGCGAUUAAAGACAGGGGGGGCUACCUGAACAAAGUCUGCAACCUCCUGCCCAUUAGGAUCCUGUCCUACAUCUUGCUGCCCUGCACUCUGCCCGUGGAGUCGGCCAUCGCUGCAGUCCACAGGCUGGUGAUGUGGCUCCCUGAUAUCCAUGAAGAUAUCCAGUGGCUACAGUGGGCGACAUCCCAGGUGUGUGCCCGAAUGACCAUGUGCCUGCUCCCCUCUACCAGAUCCAGAGCAUCCAAGGAUAACCGUCAAACACUCAAGCAUGGAUAUCACCCAUCUCUCCACAAACCCCAAGGCAGCUCUGCCGGUUUGUAAAUUGCUGGUCUCCGUGCUUCCGAUGAACUUGGGCAUUCUCCCUGUGGAUGGUUCCAGGAGAGGCCAUAGCUGAAGGCACUCUGCCUUCCACCCCAAGUCCAGUUUGACCUUUAUCUGGAGCAACAGUGUCUAGAUGAUAGGUGGGUGGGGGGUGCUGUCUCUCUGUUUCCCUCUGGGAAGGGUUCUGUUAACUUUUGGAGGCAGCUAGGAAAUUUCUCUCCAGGAGCUGAGCCUGUGCAGCUGCCCCCUUGGUGCUGUGUGGUAACCUCAUUGCCUGUGACCCUAGGAUCACAGGAUCUGGGCUAAAUAGGUAGUUCAUAGAAACCAAAGACAAUAAUUUGGUGUUUAGAAAACUACUUUUGGUCUGGGUGAAGUCUGGUGCUUGAGAGUUAGCGCAGAGAGAACGGUCAAACCGUCUCUCAGUCUGUGGAUCUAUGGGGAUUCCAAAGGCUUCAGUGUUUGGAAACGGCAAUCCAAACGGGCAAUCUUGUGCAAUCUUGGAAGGAAAACUGUUCAGGAAGUGUGAUGGGAUGAGCUGUGGCUGUCUCUGAAAAGGGCCUACCAGAUAACUUAUUACUUUCAAGGACACCUUUGGCUCUUACUAAAAUAGUUUAUAAAGCAUUUUAUAGAAACACA
This is a messenger RNA of Rattus rattus (black rat), 1979 nucleotides long. It is a transcript of the gene Pnpla3, whose product is annotated as patatin like phospholipase domain containing 3. Bases 66 to 1343 code for a protein of 425 amino acids. The record is from RefSeq and is a predicted model, not a curated record. Gene Ontology annotation, cellular component: cytoplasm; membrane; lipid droplet. Gene Ontology annotation, biological process: lipid homeostasis; triglyceride catabolic process. Gene Ontology annotation, molecular function: 1-acylglycerol-3-phosphate O-acyltransferase activity; triacylglycerol lipase activity. The transcript has 9 exons. Lineage: Eukaryota; Metazoa; Chordata; Mammalia; Rodentia; Muridae.